Molecule: messenger RNA, 714 nt
Organism: Henningerozyma blattae CBS 6284
Lineage: Eukaryota; Fungi; Ascomycota; Saccharomycetes; Saccharomycetales; Saccharomycetaceae
Gene: NBA1
Product: Nba1p
Exons: 1
Coding region: 1-714 (237 amino acids)
Source: RefSeq, a predicted model, not a curated record
AUGCAGAAUUUAAGUCCAAUCCCCAAACUAGCCCACUCAAGAGCCAUAUCAUCAAUUGCCUCAGGUAAUUUUGCCAGUGAAAGUGGAUCAUCACUAAGAAGUUCGCCAUCUCAUACUUAUGAUUCAUCAACUUUUGAAUUUUCACCAAUAAAAGAAAAUGAACCUUAUGUUACUGAAUCGAAUGCAUCAUAUGUCAUUUCCAAUGAAUUGAGCAUAAUGGAAAAUAUGAAUCGAACUCCACCAGCUAUUCCAGAAAAGAAGCACGGAAUGAAGCAUCCAGUUCCAAAUCGUUUAUUAAUUGUUGAACAAUCAUUGACAGAACUACAGAAUGAAUUAGUUAGUUUUAUUAAUCUUAAUUCAUCAAAAUUCACAGUAUUAAAUUCUUCAACUGCAACUAUAACGCCUCCAGCUAAAUCAGUUUCUCCAACUCCUGCAUUAGCUAUUAAUAAGCAAGAUAAAGUACACUCUAAAGGGAAAACAAUAAACCCAGAAAAAGCAUUACCCAAGCCACAUUCUACUAAAACACUUACUCAGAAUACUAAGAUGCAGUCUAAAUAUGGAGAUUUGGAAAUCUCAAAUAAACAUCUGGUAUAUUUGGAAAAGUUAAUAGAUACUCUUACAAAAUUAAUGAUAGAUAUGAUGCUUGAUCCAGUUAGAGUAAAAGAAACUUUAAAGAGGUUGAACGAUGCAACGAGAAUACUAGAAGGUUUUUAA